Acipenser ruthenus (sterlet) is the source of this 2716-nucleotide messenger RNA. Its product is annotated as neuronal vesicle trafficking-associated protein 1-like. Gene Ontology annotation, cellular component: membrane; endosome. The transcript is spliced from 5 exons. The record is from RefSeq and is a predicted model, not a curated record. Gene Ontology annotation, molecular function: clathrin light chain binding. Lineage: Eukaryota; Metazoa; Chordata; Actinopteri; Acipenseriformes; Acipenseridae. Bases 271 to 822 code for a protein of 183 amino acids. Gene Ontology annotation, biological process: clathrin coat assembly; G protein-coupled dopamine receptor signaling pathway; endosomal transport.
GCCGGUACAGCUCUCACUGAAGUCUCCUAGGACAGCUUCUGAUCUGCAGAUCAGCCCAAGGAAAGCUGCUGCGGCACAUCGUCAUCGUUGAUACAAAACUAAACCAUAAAGAAGACAAAUCAAUUUCUUUACUACACCCCUUCAAACACACAUCGUCACUGCUACUAUCCCAUUCACUUUAUUCCGAGAUAGCCGCAGGCAAGGAGUCCAAUUACUUGAGGACAGAAUUAACAUAACUGAAGCUGAAAAGAUUUGAUUUUACUUGGAAUAAUGGUGAAAUUGGGGAAUAAUUUUUGCGACAAGAAUAAUACCAAAGUGCCCAUCUCUGAAGAUGGAUUUGACACCAUCCCCCUUAUCACACCCUUGGAUGUCAAUCAGCUGCAGUGCCCCCCGCUUGAUAAGGUGGUGGUAAAAACUAAAACAGAAUAUGAUGGUGACCACAAGAGGGGCAAAUUCCAUACCCCUAAAAUAGCAGAAUUUACAAUAAGCAUCACUGAAGGUGUCUCUGAGAGAUUUAAGGUCACAGCUUUAGUGCUUUUUGCACUGGCGUUCCUAACCUGUGUAGUGUUUCUGGUGGUCUACAAAGUUUACAGCUAUGACCAUACCUGUCCAGAGGGAUUUGUCUUUCAGCACAACCACUGCAUUCCAGCUGGGAUAGACAGUUAUUAUUCUGAACAAGACCCCAGUGCCCGAGGAAAAUUCUACACUGUUAUCAACCACUACAACGUGGCUAAGCACACACUCACUCGCUCCGUGUCACCCUGGAUGACGGUGAUGUCUGAAGAAAAGGUAUCUGAACAGGAGACAGAGAAAACAGCUUAGAAGUGAGCGCUGCGAUCAAGAGUACAGGAGUCACACGUGCUGAGCAGUAAUACUGUAUAAAAGGGAGCUUUUAACUUUAAAUAUAACCAUAGGUAGCUAAGAGAGUUUAAAAAUUGCAUUUAACUUUUUUUUUUGGGUGGGGGGGGCGGACGGAAGACUAUAUAACACUGCAGAUUGUUGCCUAUAGUUGGAUAAUUCUCAUUGUGAAGCAGAGAACGAGAUUCUGCUGCUGUUUGUCGACCACAUUUAAUUUAAUUAUCUUCAGCUUCAACGUCAGUAGCACUGUAAAGACAGAUUCAUCUUCAUUUGAGAUGCCGAUUCUCUCUUUCUCAAUGGUUAUAAUUAAAGUUCACUUUCAGGUCAAGCUGAUAUAUGUAUAGGACACUGUCAGUAACAGAUUAUGCUGUAUGAAGAGAAAAAGAAAAAUGGUCAUUAUUUAUCUUUGUUUUCUUAAGUCUUUCUUGUCGCACUACUCACAUCUAUUGCUAAUUUGUAAGUGAUAAUGAAGUUCUAAGUCACACCAUAUGUUUGAUGUUAUUUUAUUCAUGCAAACAGAAUUCUAUUCUCCACUGUGGCUUUUGCAACUUAGCUAGGAUGUGCACUGGAAUACAGAUGGGUGUACUGUAAAAAAAAUAUAUGGUCUUCAUUAUGUAGCUGCCAUUUUUCAAACUGUUCCUUUUCAAUUGGAGCGUUCAUUGAGUUUCUUGCUUAAUGACUCCCAAUUCAUAUAUUUAAUUCAUAUCAUGGUUGGGAAGAGCUCAGACCAAACUAAACACAAUACAAUGAAGAAAUGUUACACAAGACCCUUUCAAAAUAUAUUAACUUGUCCAUCGUACAAAGCAUGAGUGCAUUUGUGAAGUAAUACACAUCAUUUUUCUUGGAGAUCUACAUUCCAAAACCAGUAAAGAAAGGCACAUUAUAUUGAAUAUCAGUAAAAACUCCUCUCUCUCUCUCUCUCUCUCUCUAUAUAUAUAUAUAUAUAUAUGAAAACUUAUUUGAUUUACAGUAUGAUUUCAUUAUCUUGCCCUAUUACUAAAUCAAUAUAAAACACAUUAAUUAUUGAGAAUUAAGACCAUUACCAUAACCUGUGGUUUCUGUUACAUUACCAAAAGCAUCCCAUAAGCCAGUGUACAAUUUGAACACUCCAAACACUUAAUAAAAAUGUCAAAUUAGAUAUGCAAGUUCUUUAUGAAGGGCCGUAAUGUAAAUGGAUCAAAAAAGGGAAAAAAUGAAAACCUGUAUUUGUAUGUUACUAGAUAUGUUUAUUUAUAAUAUUUAUUUUCUGCAUGUUGCAGGGCUGUGCUGUGUUGAACCUUCAUAGAUUUAAUAGUUGUUGACAAGAGCUGUGUGUGAAUACAGAUUUUCAUUGUUUUUCUUUGUGGUUCCUUUUAUAUGGUGUUUGUAGUGGAAAUGUCAAAAGUAGCAGUACAAUGCAAGAGAAAAUCCACAGAAAAGCACAUUACAUUAGACGAAUUAGUGUAACACAUCACUGUUUAUUGGUUUAGUUUGAAUUAGCGGAGAUAACCCAUUGUAAGCAGUACAUCAUACAUUUUCUCAAAACAAGAGUGCAGUUUAGCAAUUGCUCAUCUUUGUUUAUUAAUGCGCAAGCAAUGUGAUUUGUUAAUGAGUAGUAGGUCAGGCUUUAAUGUACUGUAUGCUGUUGUAAAGUGUCACACUGCAUGAAAUGCAAUAAAGCCAGUGCCAAACGUUUUUCCUUGCCUAAACAAACAGCUCUCACAAUCACAUUUAAGCAGGUCAUGUCUUUUUUUGUUGACAAUUAAAAUUAAGAGUUAUGUACUUUAUUGAAUGUAGUGAAGUGAAGCAAUUAGGUUGUAACUUUUGACAUUUUCACUUUGUGAAAAAUAAAUAAAAUCUAAGAAUGACAUAAACCACA